CCCCGGAAGUAUUUCUUUCUCAGAGAAGGAAGUUGCUGUUGGUGUCGGGGUGACCAGGAUCAGUUUGCAAAAUGAAAGUGGUGGGUGGAGUUUGAGGGUUAACAUCUGAUUUGAGUUCUCUACCUUCCCUCCCUUUAUAUUUCGGUCCGUCUCGAACCCCCUUGAAUGGAGCUGCUGGAUGGCGUCUGGCUGCGCUCCACCCAAACUAGAGGAGUUCAUUCUCACAGAGAAACUGGGCAGUGGUACCUACGCCACUGUAUACAAAGCCUACAGAAAGGUGAACAGUCGCGAGGUCGUGGCCAUUAAGUGUGUGAGUAAAAAAAGUUUGAACAAAGCCUCGGUGGAGAACCUGCUGACUGAGAUCGAAAUCUUGAAGACGGUCAGGCAUCCUCAUAUUGUGCAGCUGAAGGAUUUUCAAUGGGACAGCGAGAACAUUUACCUGAUCAUGGAAUUCUGUGCUGGCGGCGAUCUCUCCCACUUCAUCCGCACUCGCAGGGCGCUUCCCGAAGGAGUGGCCAGGCGCUUUCUGCAGCAGCUGGCAUCAGCUCUCCAGUACCUCCACGAGCGAAACAUCUCUCACCUCGAUCUGAAACCACAGAACAUUCUGGUCAGUUCCCGGAGCACCCCUCACCUCAAACUUGCUGAUUUUGGCUUUGCUCAGCACAUGUCCCCUUGGGACGAGAAGCACAUUCUGCGUGGAUCCCCACUCUACAUGGCACCGGAGAUGGUGUGUCGCCAACAGUACGAUGCUCGCGUGGAUCUGUGGUCAGUGGGCGUCAUCCUGUAUGAGACUUUGUUCGGACGCCCGCCCUUCGCAUCAAAAUCGUUCACUGAGCUGGAGGAGAAAUUCCGCAGCAACAAGGCCAUCGAGCUUCCUCCAGGCACCCGGGUCUCAAGAGAAUGCAGGGAUUUACUGCUCCGGCUGCUAGAGAGGGAUCCGGAACGGAGAAUAACCUUUGAGGAAUUCUUUACGCACCCGUUUGUGGACCUGGAUCACAUGCCGAGUGCGGAGAGCCUGGAGAAGGCGACUGCGUUGGUUGUGGAUGCUGUGAAGAAGGAUCAGUCGGGGGACCUGUCUUCUGCUCUCUCCCUCUAUUGCAAGUCACUGGAGUACUUUGUUCCUGCGCUGCACUAUGAAUCAGACCGACGACGGAAGGCAGCCAUCAGGUCAAAGGUAACUCAGUACCUCUCCAGGGCAGAGGAGUUGAAGUUAUUGGUCGCCAAGAGCAACAGGGCUAACUUUGAACAGGCCAAGUCGGCGAGAGAUAUACUGAAAGAAAUGUCCCAGGACAAGCCGCGACUCCUGGCUGCAUUGGAAAUUGGUUCUGUUGCCAUCGCCAAGGACGAAGAAGGUGAUGAUUCGGAAGAGACUCUAGACCUUUAUCAACAGAGUCUCGGGGAACUCCUGCUCAUGUUGGCGAGUGAGUCGAUCUGUCCAGAGGGAGGUGAACCUCAGGGCAGAAGACGAACGAUUUUGCAUAAAGAGGUUCAGAACCUCAUGAGCCGAGCUGAAUACCUGAAGGAACAACUCAAGAUGAGAGAGACUCAGAAAGAGGCAGCUACUAUGGACCAGGAUCCUUUCUCGGAGUCUGUCAAAAGCACAGUCCCUCAGAGCAAGGAGGGUGUCUGUCGUAGAGGAACGAGAAGGAAAGAGGAAGACAGAGAAAAAAGGAAGCGAGGGAAUAAGAAAGGAGAAGAGAGAGAAAGAAAUGGAAAGAGGAAGAAAGAGGAUGAGAAAGGAGAAGAGGAAGAGAGACAGAGGCUUUGAAAGAGCGGGGUGAAGUCACUGAAAGGAAACAGGUUGUUCACUCCAGUGAUCACAUGCAUCAAUUUCACUUUGAUGCUGACAUCUGGCUGCUGUCUUCCCUGGGUGAGGUCCAAGAACUCCUGGACGUAACUCUGAGGAUAUUGAAUCACAAUCUCUUGACUGAAGCAAUGAUGACUACCACAAAUCAUAUUGGUACAAGAGUCUUUCUGGAAAACAGUUUUAUGCUUGCACUUUAGAAGAAAAUCGCAGAACUUGAAUAUUGCUGAACAGAGACACAUCAUCGAAGGUUUUCACCUUGCGGUCAUCAGGACGAGAGCAAGAAUGCCAAAUUUCAAACAAUCACAAGUUUAUAUUACAGGAGAAAAGGAUGCCCAUUGGUUGACAAGUCAAGUCCAGCUGAGGUGCUGCCCUCAAGAUAGCAACAAAGAUCAGUAUGAUUCCCCGAAAUCCCAGCUGGUUCAGAAAGGUGCGAGGCUUGAACAUGUUCCUUUUGUUUGCAGAUAGUAGAUUCAUGUGAAUGAAUAUACAUCCCCAUUUGCAAGUGUAAAUGAGCCAUGUUAUGAGUCCGAUUCUCUUAAUUUGAUUGCCUAAGUUUGCUGUAAGAGUAGCUAUUAGCGUACUCUGGAUCGCUCCGCAGCUGCCCCUCCAUGGAAUUACAUCUAACAGAGGUUCUGCAUUGUGUUUGGAGGUGGUGGAGGGCUGAGUUUGGUCUGUAUCUGCCUAUUAAAAAUGAAUGGAGCAUGCUGUUUGAUUCAAUCUGCUAAAUUGCUGGAACAUACAGCCCAUGAACCUGGCACUGAAAUGCUACUUCGUCUCACGUCAUAUAAAUUAAUGCAAUCGUUGAAAUUUUGGCAUUCUUGCAUUUGUCCUGAUGAAAGUAAGAGGAAAAGCUUUGGCGAUAAGUUGCUCUUCCACAAUCACAGUCCAGAUGUUUAACCUUUCAUGGGUACAAGGUAAUAUUUGUGCUCCUUGAACAGUCCUGUUUAAUUUUGGCCUAGAUUAGACUGCUGAAUUUGGAAAUGAACUCCCUGCUGCUUUCUGGUCAUGGCUGCUGUUAAUCAUUCUGUUUCGCCUUACAUGUGUGGGAUACUUGUGUCCAUUGGUUGGAUGCGGAAAUGCAGAUAUCAAGUCACCAUCCAGACAACAAGAUUAACCAGUUUAGAAAAAGAGAGAAUUUGCAAAUAAAUGGUACUGCACUAUAUACAUCCCAAACCUUGCAAUGCAGUACCUUUUUGAAGUCUAACCAGAAUGGCUCCAACUGGCAUUACUGACUAAAUUCUUUCUGACGCGCGAGAGAAUUUGCCACACUUCCAAGAAGAAAUUCUAAAAGGUCCUUAAAGAUUUGUCCAGUUCCAGCAUUAGUUUCACUGUUUCUUGACAUUAUGUCUACUCUAACGCUACAUUUUCGGCUUAAUGUUGAUAACCUAUUUCAGUCUUGUAUGUUUUUCUCUGAGUACCAGGGUUCCUGGAUGGUGAGGGGUAGUCCAGUGGUAUCCAUUCAAUUCCACACAUCCUGCCAUCCUCGCACUCUGCACCCCUGCCCCAGUUACUUAUUGAUUGAAAUUGCUUGUGUGUCCUGCCAACCCUUUUUGUGGGAGAGGGGUGGGGUUCGGUUUUGCUGUAAUCCUGAGUAUACUGGUACCUGUAGGAAAGCUGACUGGGAAUUGAUGGGAAUUCUGCUCCGAGAAGUUCUCGUGUUUCUGGAAUUUACCCAGUGACAGGCAGGAACUAAAAAAAACCUACUGGCCCUUCCAACCUAUCCCUCAUAAUCAGGGUAUCUCUUGAUAAACUCACUCCACAUGCCUCCUGUACUCACCUGGUCUCCUGGGAGAAGUGAGAAAAACAUACAAUAUAUAAGAAUGGGGAAAGACUAUCUUGCAACACCCUUUUGAAGUGAUCAGGAUGAGUGCAGCAGACCACGGAUCAUCAUUACCAGGUACCUGUCUCCUGUGCAUAUAUAGCUAUAGCUUGAAGAGGAGGAGACCAUUCAGGCCUGCCAGCCUGUACCAUCAUUCAGUUAGAUCACGGCUGCACUGGGAGGUUUUUAUUUUGAAAUGCAAUCUGAUAAGCUUCAUCAACAUAAUUUCCACUAUCCUGCCCACCGCCUCAGCCACCUAGAAAGCACUCGCCUUACUCCACACCUGUUCAGGGUGGAGGGGAACAUAACAUAGGAGCAGGCGGCGACACUGUUUUAUCUGUUAAUCUGGCCAUUUCUCUCCCCUUCUCCACAUUACCCAAGAAGCAAUCUUGGCAUCUUCUUUGCUUUACGAAGGGGGUGGUGGUGGGGUGGGGGGGCGGGAGGUGAAUUCUUUGCUCAAUUCAUUUGGUUCCAUCUCUCAUUUGGAGCCACAGCUUUCAAAGCCAGAAUGACGAAACUCAAGCCCCAAUGAAAUGCCCUGGGAGAUGGAACUGAGUUUAACAUCGCUGGUCAUUGUAGUUAAACAUUUCAAAUUUACAAAUAAGUUAACGUGACCUCUUGUAAACAGAAUGUUGUUUAGCCUGUGAAGCAGUUUGUACAUGUAAUGUAGCAAAUCAGUUUUAUGAUAGCUUAUGUUUCUUGUAAGUUUUUUUUUGUUACUGACUCCAGUAAUGUUAAUGCUCUGAAUAGUUUUACCUUACUGUCUAGAAAUAAUUUAAGGGCUGAUUCAAAUGUUUCCUCUUGCACUGAAUUUUAGAAAUUGAAAUUUAAACAUGUGUGUCCUAAUGACCUGAUUGAGGUCAUGGAAGGUUUGAUAUGUGUUUAUCCAUUUUUUUCCUGAAAUGUAUCAGAGCUGCUCAUCCGUCCUAUUCUACUUGGGCAACAAGUGUCUGUUGAAUUA
Molecule: messenger RNA, 4587 nt
Organism: Chiloscyllium plagiosum (whitespotted bambooshark)
Lineage: Eukaryota; Metazoa; Chordata; Chondrichthyes; Orectolobiformes; Hemiscylliidae
Source: RefSeq, a predicted model, not a curated record